UGUCAAAGUAAAUUCUUGCAAUUGACGUACAAAAGAGCCCUUACUUGGCACAAUUUUCAGUUGCGCGCCUGACUUUUUGAGGUGAAGUAGGGAAAAGAUAUCAACAUAGCACAUGCAAGUGUAUUGAGUUGCAGCCUUUUUAGUUUGUAAAAAGUAGAUCGGAUUCAGUGGAUCCAGCUUUAGCCAUGCCACCAGAAGAACAAGAAACUAACAAAGCAGCUCCGAAGGGGUGCCUGCCAAAUCGACCAGUAAGAGUUGUAGCAGCCCUAACUGGUUUGUUUUUAGCUGCUGCGAUCGUACUUGCCCUGUUCCUUGCAGGGGUGUUUGAUAGCAGUCCUGAUCUACCUGAUGUCAUGGAAGGAGAGGCCACAUUCACAUCAAAUGAAGGCAAAGAAGAAAACUUCCAUGUCAUGAUUGAUUACAAGAAAAAAAUCAUACAGCUUGCAUCAAUCGAUUCAUCUGAGAUGCUCGAUAAAGCAUCAUUUGGAAGACGCCUUAUGUCCUAUGCUGAGAACGGGACUACUAAUGGAACAAGAAUUAACAUGACGAAAAUCAUUAUACAAGACUACAACACGAACCGGAAGUACUUUGUGAUUCCAAAACAGAACGAUAACUCGACGACAAAGUGUAUUUUCACUAGACUUGAAGAAGAAAUGAUUCCACAACACUUAUUAAAGUAUGCCACUCUCAAAUCGGAAAGUGUUGAAGGCAAUACAACACACAGUCUCUUUCAGGUCGAUAAUGAUACUGAUGUUGAUGUGUACAGAGCAAAAGGACGAAACGGCAAGAUAUAUGAAGUUUACAUGCAUCUUCCAAAUGGGACGCUGCAUAUGCGCUCAAGAGAGCAAGAAAUGAACUUCACUGAAUUUCGAAAGCUUAACUGCUAUCGAUACAAUGAGGAGAACGAUACAAUAGAGAAAUCCUUUUACAAGUCCAACGACUCUAAGUUUUAUGAAAAACCCGACGAUACUGAAUUGCCAUCGAUGAAUGAAACAGUUCGAAACUUUAUCUUAAACGUAACAAAAGAGGCGAACUUGACAGCCAUCAGUGAGAGUGAUUCCCCAGAUUCUGUUGCCCAUCGUCGUCGUCGUGGUUUGGGGACACGUCCGAAUGGAGACCUGGAUUGGUGGUACGGGAACUGGUGUGGUAAAGAGCAAGGAGGGUAUGAAAGGUACCCAAAACCUGCCUGCAAUAGCCUUUGCCGCCAAUCUACUAGAUAUAUUACUUCUGAUUGUAGAAAUUGCCUCCCCCCGAAAGACGGGUUUGACGCAGUAUGCAUGGAACAUGACAGAUGCCUCAUAGAAGCCGGUAAAGGCCCGUGGUGGUGUUUUCCUGUUGGCAAUCGUUGCUCCUGUGAUUUCCGUUACGUCUGGAAUGUCUUCUACUACAUAUUAGCAUGUCCUAGUUGGGAGUGUCGCGUUAACGCGGCUCAAGCAUUCACUGCAUUCCAACUGCUGUCUUGUUGGUUUCCUGUGAAGAUUUGUUUUCCAUGGAUACGUUUUAGUUGUGGCGGCUGCAAGGUUUGCUGCCCGCGGAUUCAAUUCUACAUGCAUUGUUUUUCGUUUAAAAUGUGCGCACCAUUUGGAUCUGGAAAAAUUCCAUAUUGAAAAACAAGCUCAAUCUGCUUACCUUUUGUCAGCAAAUUAAACUUUCACUCCUUGUUUCCUUCUGGCCCACUUUGGUGCAUUUUUUUUUUUCAUGUAUCAGACUUAGCUUAUAAACUAAUCAUGAUAAUUGCACUUGCAGCUGUUAAUAGUGUACGUAACAAAAACACAUCGUUGUAAUCGCCUUUUUUAUUAUUAUUUUAAACAAGCUCACUUUUAACUAAUUGUAUGUUCUUUGAUCAUAAGCUCUGUUAACCAUCGCCAUAGUACCAACAUCACCACCUUUAUCAUUUUUACUUUUCUUGCUACUUUUAUCUUUCUUGUCUUGUCUAAAGAUAUUUUUCCAGUGCAAUUUCUCAUUAUUAAAGUAGUUUUUAUUAUCUGUCA
Molecule: messenger RNA, 1991 nt
Organism: Actinia tenebrosa (Australian red waratah sea anemone)
Lineage: Eukaryota; Metazoa; Cnidaria; Anthozoa; Actiniaria; Actiniidae
Source: RefSeq, a predicted model, not a curated record